UGUUUUGGUUGCUGCACACAACUUUGCGGAAGUCGUCUACAGCCAUGCUCAGAAUUAUGGCUCAAAACAUGAUUCUCUGCCUGUGAUUUAAACUAAAUCGUAUCAAAAUCACGUGUCAGGGGUGUGUACACAGGUCUGGGAUAUCGCAGCUAUGAAAUUAAAAGAAUUAGAAAGCUGCUUGCAGCAAGUGGACACAUUUGAAGAGCCUAAAAUCCUCCUGGAGCAAUAUCCAACCAGCCCUCAUAUAGCAGCAUGUAUGCUUUACACGAUCCACAGCACGUUUGAUGACAUUGAGGGGAAACUAGUGGCGGAUCUGGGAUGUGGUUGUGGAGUCCUGAGCAUCGGUGCUGCCAUGCUGGACGCAGGUUUGUGUGUCGGCUUUGACAUUGAUGAAGACGCGCUGGACAUAUUCAGAAGAAACGCAGAGGAGUUUGAGAUUUGUAACGUAGACCUGGUCCAGUGUGACCUGUGCUGUCUGGAGGCCGAGGCUUAUGCCAAGAAGUUUGACACUGUGAUUAUGAAUCCACCAUUUGGAACAAAACACAAUCAAGAACCAAGCAUCAAACCUGGGGACAGAACCUUCUCCAUAUCUGCCCCCACACUCUGGAACUCCCUACCCCAACACAUCCAUGGCUGCACCGACCUGACCACUUUCAAAUCACUCCUCAAGACCCACCUGUUCAAAACUGUCUUUAAUAUAUACUUUUUAUGUGUUUUAUGACUUGUUUUAUGAUGCUCCUCCAUUUGAAUGAUUGCUGAUUUUAUAUGUAACUGUGUAAAGUGUCUUUGAGUGUUUUGAAAAGUGCUAAACAAAUAAAAUGUAUUAUUAUUAUUAGUAUUAUUAUAUCCCUUUAAGUCUAAAUGUGGCCUUGUUUUGUG
This is a messenger RNA of Amphiprion ocellaris (clown anemonefish), 879 nucleotides long. It is a transcript of the gene mettl5, whose product is annotated as methyltransferase 5, N6-adenosine. Gene Ontology annotation, molecular function: nucleic acid binding; rRNA (adenine-N6-)-methyltransferase activity. Lineage: Eukaryota; Metazoa; Chordata; Actinopteri; Pomacentridae. The transcript has 4 exons. The coding region runs from base 152 to 721 and encodes 189 amino acids. Gene Ontology annotation, biological process: rRNA methylation. The record is from RefSeq and is a predicted model, not a curated record.